AUGGGUAGGGAAGAUAUCGAAUUCAAAACCCAUGACGCUGUCACGCUACGUGGUUGGUUCUACACCCCAGACAACCACAGCGGCGGCAAGCUCCCCGCGAUCGUGCUUGCCCAUGGCUUCUCGGCCCUGAAGGAAAUGGACCUCGAUACAUUCGCAGCAGAAUUUACCUCAAAGCUUCCCGUCGCCGCGUUGGUCUACGAUAACCGUGGCUUCGGAGACAGCGACCACGCCGAGGGACAGCCCAGGUCGGAGAUCGUACCGUCACUUCAAAUCUCUGAUUAUUCCGACGCCAUUACCUAUGUGUCGCAACGACCUGAGGUUAAUCCAGACAAGAUCGCCAUCUGGGGCUCGUCGUAUAGUGGAGGCCACGUUCUUUACGUCGGCGCCGUCGAUCGGAGAGUCAAGGCCGUGCUCAGCCAGGCGCCUCUUGUCAGUGGAUGGGACAAUUUCAACCGCCUUGUCCGUCCCGAUUUUGCUGUGGGAUUCAAUGGUGUUUUCGCAGCUGACAGAAUCACAAGGGCAACUGGUGGGGAACCAGGCUUUGUACCGGUUGUUGAUGCGGAUCCCCUGAAGUCAUCCGCCUUACCUACCCCAGACAGCUAUGAAUUCUUCUCGGCCUGGGAGAAGAAAUCGAACUGGAAGAACACUGUGACUGUCAGAUCUAUCGAGCUAUUCCGUGGUUAUGAGCCGCAGCAGUUGAUCGAGAGAAUCUCACCAACCCCACUUCUGAUGACAAUCGCAGCUCAGGACGUGUUGACGCCGGCAGACCUGGCCAUUGGAGCGUUUGCAAGAGCGAGAGAGCCUAAGCAGCUGAACUUGCUUCCUGGUGGUCAUUUUGAGGCGUACUCAGGCCGGCUGUUCGAGCAGAACGCUGGAACACAAGUCGCAUUCUUGAAGAAGUGGCUUGUCGAUACUUGA
Exophiala bonariae is the source of this 918-nucleotide messenger RNA. RefSeq lists its product as uncharacterized. The transcript is spliced from 3 exons. Gene Ontology annotation, molecular function: hydrolase activity. The record is from RefSeq and is a predicted model, not a curated record. The coding region runs from base 1 to 918 and encodes 305 amino acids. Lineage: Eukaryota; Fungi; Ascomycota; Eurotiomycetes; Chaetothyriales; Herpotrichiellaceae.